This is a messenger RNA of Medicago truncatula (barrel medic), 1743 nucleotides long. RefSeq names its product 7-deoxyloganetin glucosyltransferase. Gene Ontology annotation, molecular function: quercetin 7-O-glucosyltransferase activity; quercetin 3-O-glucosyltransferase activity. The coding region runs from base 70 to 1512 and encodes 480 amino acids. The record is from RefSeq and is a predicted model, not a curated record. The transcript has 2 exons. Lineage: Eukaryota; Viridiplantae; Streptophyta; Magnoliopsida; Fabales; Fabaceae.
UUUAUCACUUGUUUCUCAACCUCGUAUCUUGCACACAUAACAAUAACAUUCAAUAGAGAAUUAUCAAAGAUGGGAAACUUUGCAAACAGAAAACCACAUGCUGUGUUGAUUCCAGCUCCACUUCAAGGACAUAUAAAUCCAUUGUUCAAACUUGCAAAACUUCUUCACCUUAGAGGAUUUCACAUAACCUUUGUCAACACUGAAUACAAUCAUAAACGUUUGCUCAAAUCAAGAGGUCCAAAUGCCUUAGAUGGUUUCCCUGGUUUUAGCUUUGAAACCAUACCAGAUGGUCUAACACCAAUGGAAGGUGAUGGUGAUGUUAGUCAAGACAUACCCUCUCUUGCUCAAUCUAUAAGAAAGAAUUUCCUUAAACCCUUUUGUGAACUUCUUACAAGACUUAAUGACUCUACCAAUGUUCCACCAGUUACUUGCUUAGUUUCUGAUUAUUUUAUGAGCUUUACUAUACAGGCUGCUGUAGAAUUCGCAAUCCCAAAUGUUAUCCUUUUUCCAGCCAGUGCAUGUUUUUUGUUGAGUAUUCAUCACUUACGUUCCUUUGUAGAAAAAGGUCUCACGCCACUCAAAGAUGAGAGUUAUCUAACAAAUGGAUAUUUGGAAACUAAAGUAGAUUGGAUUCCAGGUUUGAAAAACUUUCGGUUGAAGGACAUUGCUGACUAUAUCAGGACAACAGAUCCAAAUGAUAUUAUGUUAAACUUUGUAAUUGAUGUGGCUGAUAAAGAUCAUAAAAACUCUACUAUUAUUUUGAAUACUUUCAAUGAACUUGAGAGUGAUGUAAUAAAUGCUCUCUCCUCUAUGUUUCCUUCUCUUUACCCCAUUGGCCCUUUACCUUCAUUAUUAAACCAAACUCCACAAAUCCAUCAAUUGGAUUCUUUUGGUUCCAACAUAUGGAAAGAAGAUACUGAGUGUCUUAAAUGGCUUGAAUCGAAGGAAUCGGGUUCCGUUGUUUAUGUGAAUUUCGGCAGCCUUACAGUUAUGAAUGAAGAGAAAAUGUUAGAGUUUGCUUGGGGUUUGGCCAAUUGCAAUAAACCUUUUUUGUGGAUCAUUAGGCCUGAUCUUGUCAUUGGUGGCACAAUUGUUUUGUCAUCGGAGUUUGUGAAUGAAAUUUCAGAUAGAGGCGUAAUCGCGAGCUGGUGUCCUCAAGAGCAAGUAUUAAACCACCCUUCAAUUGGUGGAUUCUUGACUCAUUGUGGAUGGAACUCAACCACUGAAAGUAUAUGUGCUGGAAUUCCAAUGUUGUGUUGGCCAUUCUUUAGUGAUCAGCCAACAAACUGUAGACUUAUUUACAAUGAAUGGGAGAUUGGGAUGGAAAUUGAUACGAAUGUAAAGAGAGAGGAGGUGGAGAAACUUAUCAAUGAAUUGAUGGUGGGAGAGAAAGGAAAGAAGAUGAGGAAAAAGGCAAUCGAGUUGAAGAAGAAGGCAGAGGAGAACACGAGACCUGGAGGUUGUUCAUAUAUGAACUUGGACAAAUUGAUCAAGGAGGUGUUGCUUAAAUAAAAUCAAAUUUAAGUAAUUUUUUAUGCAAAGCAGUUCAACAAUAAUUGAUUGAUCUUCCCCUAUUGAAUUUAAGUGAUGAUGUAAGUGAACUCAUCUUCAGCAAGAGUUCCUAAACUGAAUGUUUUGAAUAUAUGCAUAUUGGAUAAUUAUAUGGCAUGUAUAUUAACUUUAUAAUAUGAAUCCUACCAUUUUAAUAUGUAAAGUAGAGGGAAUAAGAAUUCUUUCACGGUA